GGGACUUGGGUAUUAGUAGAUCAAAAUUUCUCGUCAAUCCGUUUUUAUGCAAGUAAAAUCACAUACAUAUCGAACAAUGGUUACUUUGAGAUAUACUGUCAUAUUAGUUGCAUUUUACUGUUCCUUGUGUGUUCUCAAAAAUACUCGAGCCACAUCCGUUGUUAAACUACCUAAAGGAUUUGUGACUUGUGAAAGAGAUGAUCCUGAAAUUAAUACAUGUAUUCAACAAGCAAUACAGAUAGCCGUACCAAAUUUAGUUAAAGGUGUUCCUAGUUUAGGAUUAAUUCCAAUUGAUCCUCUAAUAAUACCACAGUUAGAUAUAAAUCAAGGUUCAUCAAAUGGACCUCUAGAUAUCAAACUUAACUUCAAAGAUCUGUAUAUACAUAAUAUUGGAUCUAUUAAAAUAACAUCGAUGAAAUCAAAUAUAAAUAACUAUACAUUUAACCUGAAAGCCGAUUUCAAUGAACCGCUAAUACUUGAAGGCAUGUACAGCAUACAAGGGAAAGUUAUCAUUCUGCCGAUUAAAGGUGAAGGGAGGAGCAAUUUAACCCUAGCUAGCUUAAAAGUAUCAAUUAAUAUUAUUGGUAAGCCGGUCACAAGAAUAGGUGAAGAUUAUAUGGAAUUAGAAUCUUUAGAUUUAAAGUUCAGUACAUCGAGACUAUACAUCCAGUUGGACAAUCUUUUUAAUGGAGAUAAACUAUUAGGAAACAAUAUGAACAUGUUUAUGAAUCAAAACUGGAGAGAAAUUUUAAAAGAAGUUCAGCCGGCGUUUGAAUCUGCUUUAGGAAAGGCAUUUCAAUCGGUCACACGACAGUUUUUCCACAAAGUACCAUACAACAAAAUAUUUAAAUGAAUUUAAUUAUUCUAGAACUCAUUUUAUAGAACAAUAUUUUAUUUAUU
Sipha flava (yellow sugarcane aphid) is the source of this 900-nucleotide messenger RNA. RefSeq names its product protein takeout-like. The record is from RefSeq and is a predicted model, not a curated record. The transcript has 6 exons. Lineage: Eukaryota; Metazoa; Arthropoda; Insecta; Hemiptera; Aphididae. Bases 47 to 853 code for a protein of 268 amino acids.